AUGGCACCCGUCCGCCGCAUCGCCCAAAUCGUGCACCUCAAACCCUCCGCUCUCGAAGCCUACAAAGAAUGUCACGCAAACGUUUGGCCUGAAGUCCUCCAGCAGAUCAAGGACUGUAACAUUAAAGAUUAUUCGAUUUUCUUUGAUAAUGAUCGUACGCUUUUCGCGACGUUCAAGUAUGUCGGAGAUGACUUUGAUGGGGAUAUGAAGCGGAUGAGUGAGAAUCCUAAGAUAAAGGAGUGGUGGGCUAUGACGGAUGAGAUGCAGGAGAGUCCCAUUCCGGGUGCUAUUGGCAGUGCAGAAGGGCCUGGGUGGUGGAAGGUGUUGGAUGAAGUGUUUUAUACCGAGUGA
Messenger RNA from Aspergillus wentii DTO 134E9, 351 nucleotides. RefSeq names its product L-rhamnose mutarotase. Lineage: Eukaryota; Fungi; Ascomycota; Eurotiomycetes; Eurotiales; Aspergillaceae. The coding region runs from base 1 to 351 and encodes 116 amino acids. The record is from RefSeq and is a predicted model, not a curated record. Gene Ontology annotation, molecular function: racemase and epimerase activity, acting on carbohydrates and derivatives. The transcript has 3 exons.